Messenger RNA from Phaedon cochleariae (mustard beetle), 2800 nucleotides. The record is from the annotation of a GenBank genome assembly. NCBI's taxonomy places the organism in Eukaryota, Metazoa, Arthropoda, Insecta, Coleoptera, Chrysomelidae.
GUCAUCAUUGUGUUUUGUUUCCUAGAAGGUAGUGUCGGAAUCGAAGAGUCAAAUUACCAAAUAUCUGAUAAUCUAGAUAAUUUUUAUAAUUGCAUCGAAACGUAAGUAGAAAGUGAUUUAUUCUCCGAAAAACUACCAGUAGAAGUAAUGAUUGAGAUGGCAUUGGAUGAGGAGUUGCCUGAAGAAUUCAAGGGAGGCACUCUUCGUAUCGGUUCACAAAGUGAUACUUCCAAAAUUCCAAACCCUGGACCUACAAAUCCUUCUGAUAGGAUAGAUAGGGAUUCGUCCAGUGAAAUAAAUACGAAUAGUCGCAAUAAUUGUCAUUGGAAAAACGCUUUCAUUGCCCCCUUAUCAUCAUUACCCAACAGAAUAUCAGAAACAAUAUGGAGUUCAAAGAGUAUCAAAGAAGAAACUCCAACUACUUCACCUGCAGCAACUUCCAACGAGAAGAGUUUACAGCCCUUUUUGAAUAUCAAAGAAGACCCCAAUAAUUUUUUCACAUUUCGAGAUGGGGUAGUAGACAGGGCGGUCAAAGAAUGCAUGGCUCAUUUGCUGGAUGAGACUGAAGGACCUGUGUAUUCUGCUUUUAUGCUCACCCAAAUCAAUCACUGGGACACUGAUAAAGAACGCUUAUUAAUGUUAACUGCCAAAAAUUUAAUCAUAGUGAAAUACGAUUUUAUCGCUUUGAGACGCCUUGGCUGCAGAAAAAUACAGUUCAGCGAUGUUGAAGGCAUUGUUGUUGGCAAUUUGGUGUAUCCAAAUGGGUCUCUUAUACCAAAGAUCAAUGGAUUAGCUGACGGUCUGUCCAGUGUUAUGGAAAAUUGUUUAUUCAAACGAAAGAAUGGUCAAUCGGAUAACGAGAGUAAUAAUCUUAGGGAACGCAACAUGAAAGGCAUUCGCCUACUUUUGAAACAAGAAAAACCUGAGAAUCUAGCCACUAAAUGGAACCCAUUUAGCGACGAUGUUCCAUAUCUGACGUUUUCUUUCCAUCCUCUGUUCUUUCACAAAGAUUGCACUGACGAAAAACUACGGAAUCUCUACAACCUCGACUCUUUCAUCGAAAAUAUCUGUUUUUCCGUUCACAAGUGGAAAGAAAACGGUAUUAUUCUGCAACACAACAUCUUGCUGGAAAACUACAUCGGUCUGGGGUCCAUAAUCCACAAUCGCAAUUCUUUGGGCUACUUCAAAGUCAGGGGAAAAUUCAGCUUUUAAACCGCAAAUAAUAAAAAAAAACUCGUACGCUCUUCUUGAUGUGAUAUUUUUUAAUUUUAGUCAAUUAUACAAUUCCUGUAAGGCAUUAUGAUAUAAUUGAAUCGAAUAUUUUAUCGAAUUCAUCAUAAAGACUCAUUUUUUCUGAGACUAUCCACAGACAAAUCACCUGAAGCAAAAAAUUAUCAGCCGAAUUAUCAUAUCAGUCAGUUUUUGUUUGGUGCAAAAAAUUUGUACAGUGGUGUUCAGAAUGAAAUGAACUAAUUUCGCUGUUACAAGGUCACAAAUUUAUUGGUAGUUUCUUGAGGAUAUCUGAGUUUUUUACGUGAUUUUUAGUCACUUUAUUGACGGCGAAUCAUAUCACCGAAUUUACAAAUAUAUUUUCUAUAAUAUUUUCAUACUGCGAUGACAUCCAUACAGAUGGAAAGAGUAUUUCUAUUGAAGAAAAUGAACAUGAGUUUAGAGUUUUAAAUUGAAAAAUAUUUCAAAUAUCUAUAUUUAAAUACCUAUCUAUACAUAUAUCAGAAUUUACCCUACAGUAUUUCAAAAAAACCAACAUAUUAAUAUGUAUGUAUAUGUGUAAAAAGAAUGAAAAUAUCAGAAUGAUAAGAUGAAAUAUGAAUAUUAUCAUAGUAAUAAUUAGACGAGGGCAAAAUCAAGCAAAAAUCCUCCAGGGAAGUGAUGAAAGUGUCAUUCAUAAUUGAGAACGUUUGCAACUAGGAAAUAAAUAAUAGAAUUUAUCAUUAUUCUGAAAUAUCCACCCUGUAUAUGUUAUGGAAGAAUCAAAGUUUUGUAUAAUAAGCAAUGGUAUAGAUAAUCCAUACCUAUAAAUGUUUCAGAGGUAUAUAUUAAAAUUGGUUGCUUUUUCGAAUAUUUCUGCAUUACAGACGCAUCGCUUUAAAUUGGCAACAUGGCGUUAGAUUUUCAAAAACGAAAGACCAUUAUUAAUGAGCUCAAUGUUGGUUGAGAAAAAUCUUUUUUCAUUCAUAAAAAGAAUCACGUAUUUUCUCAAGGAGCUAUUCCAGAUAGAAUAUACCUAUUCAGUAUAAUUGGUUACUGGAGGCAAAACCUAACCAUAUUUUCAAUAAUCUGCCGUAUUAUCCUGAGUACACCUAUGCUACAAAAAUCCUGAGAACAACCUAGAAUUCAAUAAAGUGAAAUAACUUAAUCAUUUUUUAAUUAGGCGACAUCUUUUAUUCCACCUGUGUGAACAUAUCUUCAUACGCAGCGCCACCUAUUUUCUUAUCUGGAAUGCAGUACCAAUGGGACAUUUUUAAGGUAGGUAGGUAUACUUCCAUCUCACUUUCAUACAAUGAACUGAAUGUAAACAACAUAUCUCUCAGUCAUUUUGAAUUAUGCGUACACACUUUCGGAGGAUUUUUGUUCAAUCAUUUCUUAGCAUAAUACCUCUGAUGUCUAAGAUAUUUGUUGCUUGGCCUAGCAUUAUUGAAAAUAUAUUUACAUUCCUAUAUUUUUAAGUGUGUGGUGUAAUAAUAUAAGUAUUAUAUAAUAUAUACAAAAUCAUUCUUUAUUGUUUAUGUUAUUGAAUGUGUUCUGUUGGGCCCAAAAUAAAUGUUUAUCUGUUGUAGUC